Messenger RNA from Diachasmimorpha longicaudata, 408 nucleotides. RefSeq names its product protein LTO1 homolog. The transcript has a single exon. The record is from RefSeq and is a predicted model, not a curated record. The coding region runs from base 1 to 408 and encodes 135 amino acids. NCBI's taxonomy places the organism in Eukaryota, Metazoa, Arthropoda, Insecta, Hymenoptera, Braconidae.
AUGACUACUGUAAUCCAGACUAGUCAUGAUAUCAAUGAAAUAUUCGAUAAUCUCCUCCUCGCUGAAGAAAUAGCAGAACAGUCUGGAUAUGAAGAAGGAUACAGUGCUGGAAAAAAACAGUCACUGAAAGGAUACCACUUAGGCUAUCAUAGAGGCUCUGAACUAGCUGCUAAACUUGGAUAUUACAGUGGUAUUGCCGAGCACUGUCUCAACUCCAGUAUUCAUCCUGCAAAAGUCACUGAACAGGCAAAAAAAUUGUUGGAAGCCAUUGAACAGUUUCCGAUCACCAACGACGAGACUGUCGACAUAAUAAAAAAUUCCGAGGACAUCAAGUUUAAGUUUAUCAAGUUGUGCUCUCUUGCUAAAAUUGAUUCCACGUAUCCCGAAGCUGACAAGCUCGAGUUUUAA